This is a messenger RNA of Lucilia cuprina (Australian sheep blowfly), 1202 nucleotides long. RefSeq names its product G-protein coupled receptor Mth2-like. Gene Ontology annotation, biological process: G protein-coupled receptor signaling pathway. Gene Ontology annotation, molecular function: G protein-coupled receptor activity. NCBI's taxonomy places the organism in Eukaryota, Metazoa, Arthropoda, Insecta, Diptera, Calliphoridae. The record is from RefSeq and is a predicted model, not a curated record. The coding region runs from base 124 to 1071 and encodes 315 amino acids. The transcript has 7 exons. Gene Ontology annotation, cellular component: membrane.
UGUAUACGAAACAGUCACAAAAUUUUAGUGUUAGAUAUAUAAGAUUCGGAAAAGUCGAAUAUAUAGAACUUUAGCAUGUUAUGUCUUUCGAAAAUUUGUAUUUAAUUUUAGAAUGGCAGUUUAAUGAUUCACAGUGAUAAAAACAUAUUGGAGAGGAAUGAAUAUUGUUUCGAUUUUCAGAAGAUUGAAAUUGACAAUGAAAUGUUUGAUUUGAUAAAUCCUAAAAUAUGUGCUAAAAAGCGGCAAGGUUUAGGACCAUUAGAGAAAUUUAACUAUUACUUACAAGUACUUUCGGUAAUAUUUUUAAUUUUAACCAUUAUUGUAUAUUGUUCCAUACCCGAACUUUUGAAUGUUCAUGGAAAAUGUCUAUUAACUUAUGCUGGUUGCUUGGCAAUGUCGUUCAGUAUUUUUAGUUUUAUAAAUCUUUCGGAGAUACGAUUUCCGAUAGCACCCUGUUUAAUAUUAGGUUAUUUAAAUCUCUUUUUGCAAUUAUCACAUUUCUCUUGGUUGGGUAUAAUUAGCUAUGAUAUUUGGAAGUCUUUCAGUGAUUUAAACUAUGAUACAACAUAUCGUAGAUAUGUCAAGUAUGGCUUUGCAUUGCCCUUUCUCAUGAUACUUUUUACAUAUGGAAUGCAAAAUUUUGAUAUAUAUGAGGGACUUAAACCGGGUAUUAGUUCAAAUCGUUGUGGUUUGGAUGUUUAUAAGUGGUCCGCCGUUUUAUAUCUAUAUGGACCGUGUUUAAUUAUUUUGAUACUUUGCGUGAAAUUCUUUUAUGAAAUGUUUAAGAUAAUCAAUACAAAUGAUAGAGAACUUAAAGAAACUGAAGUAAUGCUGCAAAAUGAUUCUCCCAAUAAACGUUACACUCUUUUUUUGCGUUUAUUUAUGAUGAUGGGUAUAUCGUGGAAUUUGGAUGUUCUCUCAUAUAUACUUCAUAUGGUACAUUGGAAAACUCUCUCUUCAAUAGUUGAUUAUAUUAAUUCUUUACAGGGAAUGUACAUAUUUAUUAACUUCAUUGUACGAAAGCGUAUUUGGAACAUAAUUCAUCGUAGGUAUAUUUCCAAAGAAGUUUAGAAGAUAAUGAAAUCAUUUUUUUACCUGUACUUUUAAUGCAUGUGAAACAUUUAAAUUUUAUCUCUAAAAUAUUUAUAUAAUAUCGUAAAAUUUAUUUAAUAUAUAUUAUGAAUAAGUAUUAAAAUUGUGUA